UGGGAAUUCCUAGGGUGUGCGUUGCAGAGGGAAGGGGCGCAGGUGAUUACGCCAGGUCGCCCAGCGUCUGAAUUGAGUUUCAGAAGUUGCAGUGACCCCAGAGUCUGCACUGGCAGUGCGGGAUAAGGGGGAAGGGAGGAGUCUGGAGUCCAGAGUGGAAUACCCGGGAGGAGCUGGGGUCUCCAGGACUCAAGGCUGGCAACCCAGGUGUUCAGAAUUGGCUGGCGGACAGGCGGGAAAAGAGGCGAUAAAGAGACCAAGAAUCUGGAAAACAGAAAAUGUCUGUAGAUUGCUGUGCCAGGGUUCAGUUGUCAGUGGCCAGAACUUGAUGUUAGCCAGGCAGGUGGCACCGGUUUGAGGGCAGUGAGGCUUCUAGCCGUGCCUUGAGGCUGAGGGGGCAGGUGACGUGGGUCUGAUGCCCGAGGGGACCACCUGAGCACCGACUUCGCAGAAUGUAGAUAUAGUUGAAACGCGCGCGCGCACACACACACACACACACACACACACACACACACACACGACCGGAUUUAAAUCCUCAAAUACCUCUGAUUUAGUUCUCUCCAUUUAUUUUCUGGCCCCACCCCCAUCCGCUCCCUCCUGAGGCUGUGCCCACCUGUGGGUUCUGGCUGGAUGGCCUGGGCACAUCUUCCUUCCCUCUCUCUGUUCCUCCUCUUCAAGAUCUAAUUGCUUUCAUCGUCUUGUCUUGGGGUUAGAAUGUGGAACUCCAGAGCCUUAAGGAAUUCCAGAAUUCCAAGUCCCUAGAUGCCUGUGGACCUUGCCCCAGCCCAAUGGGUGCCCAGCGUAGUUGUGGAAUGAGCAAGGACAAAGGCCCAGGGGGUGUGAGGGUCAAGGCUGAGGGCAUAGAGGCUCGGGAAGGCAGCUCAGGAAAUGAAGGCCCGUUAGUCUUGCCAGCUUUACCUGGCGCUCCCCGGGCGGGGCUCCCAUCUUGGCCAGGACUGGGAACAUGCCAGGGUUCCCUCCUCACCAAGAUGCUGUACGCAUGCUCAACACCCUGCAGACCAAUGCCAGCUACCUGGAGCAGGUGAAGCGUCAGCGGAGUGACCCUCAGGCGCAGCUGGAAGCCAUGGAGGUGUACCUGGUACGGAGUGGACUGCAGGUGGAGGACCUAAACCGUCUAAACAUUAUCCACGUCACUGGGACCAAAGGAAAGGGCUCCACCUGUGCCUUCACUGAACGCAUCCUGCGGAACUACGGCCUGAAGACAGGCUUCUUUAGCUCUCCCCACCUGGUGCAGGUGCGUGAACGGAUUCGCAUCAAUGGGAAGCCCAUCAGUCCCGAACUUUUCACCAAGCACUUCUGGCGCCUCUAUCACCAGCUGGAGGAGUUCAAGGAUGACAGCCACAUUUCCAUGCCUGCUUACUUCCGCUUCCUCACGCUCAUGGCCUUCCACGUCUUCCUCCAAGAGAAGGUGGACCUGGCUGUGGUAGAAGUGGGCAUUGGCGGGGCUUAUGACUGCACCAACAUCAUCAGAAAGCCAGUGGUGUGUGGAGUGUCCUCUCUUGGUAUUGACCACACCAGCCUGCUAGGAGACACGGUGGAGAAGAUAGCCUGGCAGAAAGGGGGCAUCUUUAAGCCUGGUGUCCCUGCCUUUACUGUGCUACAGCCAGAAGGUCCCCUGGCCGUGCUGAGGGAUCGAGCCCAGCAGACCUCAUGUCCUCUGUACCUGUGUCCACCGUUGGAAGCCCUGGAAGAGGGUGGGCUGCCGCUGACCCUGGGCCUGGAGGGAGAGCACCAGCGGUCCAAUGCAGCCUUAGCCUUGCAGCUGGCCCAUAGUUGGCUGGAGCAGCGGGACCACCAGGACAUCCGGGAGCUGAAGGUGUCCAGGCCAGGCACACGGGGGCAGCUGCCUCUGGCACCUGUCUUCCAUCCCACCUCUCACAUGAGACAUGGGCUUCGGGACACGGAGUGGCCUGGUCGGACACAGGUGCUGCGGCGGGGACCUCUCACCUGGUACCUGGACGGCGCACACACCACCAGCAGUAUGCAGGCCUGUGCGCGCUGGUAUUGCCAGUCAUUACAGCGCAGUAAACGCCCCAGUGGUGGGCCUGAAGUACACGUCCUGCUGUUCAACUCCACCGGUGACAGGGACUCUGCCGCUCUGCUGAAGCUGCUGCAGAGCCUGACACCGUGUCCCUUGGCCUCCCAGCCCUGCCGGUUUGACUACGCCGUCUUCUGCCCCAACCUGACAGAGGUGUCAUCCACAGAAAACGCAGACCAGCAGAACUUCACGGUGACUCUGGACCAGGUGCUGCUCCGCUGCCUCCAACACCAGCAACACUGGAGCUGCCUGGCCGAGAAACAAGCCGGCCCCGACCUCUGGAGCGGCCCCGGCGGCGGCGCAGAGCCCGGCGGGCCGGGGGGCUCCCUGCUGCUGGCGCUGCACCCACCUCACUCUGCUAGCACGGACUCCCUAGUUUUUAGCUGCAUCUCCCACGCCCUGCAGUGGAUCAGCCAAGGCCGGGAUCCCAUCUUUCAACCCCCGAACCCCCCGAGGAGCCUCCUCAGCCACCCCACAGCCAGCAGUGGGGCAAGCAUUCUCCGUGAGGCUGCUGCGGUCCACGUACUGGUCACGGGGAGCCUGCACCUGGUGGGUGGAGUCCUAAAGCUGCUGGAGCCUUCCCUGUCCCAGUAGCCAAGGCCUGGGAUCAGAGCCGGGAACUUCACACCUGCCUGCUUCUCCACAGACGGAUACUCAGUGCCUUUGGAUUUCUGCUUGCAGAUUCUUUUUGAGACUGGCCUAGGGAUGUGAGAAGCGCCGGCCGCACCGUGGCCUCUCCUUCCUCUGGCAUAGACAGGAGGGGGCUUCCCAGAGUCCCUACCAUUGCAGGCUUUCAGUCCAGCCCGCCCUGCCCACCCUGCUGCCUCCUGGCUCAGGCCCAGCUUAUGUGCAAGCUGCCUGACCAGCCUAUAGACCUGCCUGGGGCUAGGCCAGAGACUUCCUCUUCCCCCCGGUGCCUUCUGGGAAGAGAGAGGGCCUUUGCCUGGGCAUUUGGGGACUGUGAGUUGCUAGAACUAAUUGAAGCUUUUAAACCCUUUCAUUUUUUAUUUUUUGUAAAUAAACGACAAACUUUUGAUUGACUCUUAA
This is a messenger RNA of Peromyscus maniculatus bairdii (prairie deer mouse), 3106 nucleotides long. The record is from RefSeq and is a predicted model, not a curated record. Lineage: Eukaryota; Metazoa; Chordata; Mammalia; Rodentia; Cricetidae.